This is a messenger RNA of Botrytis byssoidea, 441 nucleotides long. RefSeq lists its product as uncharacterized. The transcript is spliced from 2 exons. Gene Ontology annotation, molecular function: protein heterodimerization activity. The record is from RefSeq and is a predicted model, not a curated record. Gene Ontology annotation, cellular component: transcription factor TFIID complex. Gene Ontology annotation, biological process: transcription by RNA polymerase II; RNA polymerase II preinitiation complex assembly. The coding region runs from base 1 to 441 and encodes 146 amino acids. Lineage: Eukaryota; Fungi; Ascomycota; Leotiomycetes; Helotiales; Sclerotiniaceae.
AUGUCUGAACCAAGAGCUCGCGCAGCCAAAAACCGUGGUCAACAAAACUUCACCGAAGCAGAACUAAAAUCUUUCCUCCACGCUCACGGUGACGUCCAUCAUGCACUUGAAACUACGACCAAAACUCUCGAUGAAAUAGUAACUGAUUUCAUCAUCGAGCUCUGUUUUGAAGCAUCUCGCGCAGCCCAAAUAGCUGGCCGACAAAAAGUUAAACUCGAUGAUAUUAAAUUUGCUUGUCGGAAGAAUCCAGCAUUUUUGGGAAAGAUCACAGAGGUGUUCGAGAAGAAAAUGUUUAUUGAUGAGGCCAAGAAAACUUUUGAUGCGACGGAUGAUAAGUUGACGAAGAGUAGUGGGGGGAAGGUAGAGACGUUGGGAGAGGAGGAUGAUGUGGAAGAUGCGGUGAAUGUUGUUAAGGGUAGGAAGGGGAUGGGAAGUGAUUAG